This is a messenger RNA of Thamnophis elegans (Western terrestrial garter snake), 651 nucleotides long. Its product is annotated as store-operated calcium entry regulator STIMATE-like. The coding region runs from base 1 to 651 and encodes 216 amino acids. Lineage: Eukaryota; Metazoa; Chordata; Lepidosauria; Squamata; Natricidae. The transcript has 7 exons. Gene Ontology annotation, cellular component: membrane. The record is from RefSeq and is a predicted model, not a curated record.
AUGGCGCUGCUUUCCGACGAGCUCCCGGCGCCCAACUUGACGCGCGUCAGGAUCCGCCCGCAGGGUUGCGGCGCCGGGGCGCUGCUUGACCGCUUCGGGGUCUUUGUCCAGGCGCUGCUGGCCUUGGUCGCCUUCAGCACGCUGAUGCUCAAACGAUUUAAGGAGCCCAAAGAAGAGAGGCGAUCUUGGAGAAUAUGGUUUUAUGACACCUCCAAGCAAGCCCUCGGAGCUGUCUUCAUCCACUUUGCCAACGUCUUCUUAUCUGACCUGACGGAAAACGAUCCAUGUUCUCUUUAUUUGAUGAACUUCAUCCUGGAUGCCACUUUGGGAAUGCUGCUGAUCUGGCUCGGGGUGAAAACAGUCUCAUGGAUGGUGGUGUGGUGCCAAUGUCCCUCUCUUGUCUUUGGCGAGUACGGGGAUCCACCACAAGCAGCUGCUUGGAUUGGCCAAUGCUUUCUCUACUUGCUCAUAAUGAUCUUUGAGAAAACGGCCGUUGGUCUUGUCUUACUUAUUCCCGGGUGGACGAAGCUUCAGGAAAUCCUCCUGGAUUACAUCCCUUCUCCUCAGCUGGAGCUGGUCUUGGUGAUUCUUGUUGUUCCUUUUAUAGUCAAUAGGCAUACGGGCAUCCGAAUUCAGCACGAUUCCGUAUAG